UGAAAUUAAUUUAAAGAAUAAAAGAGUUAAAGAAUAUUUGCAGGAGAAAGUUUGCUUGAUGAGUUUUCAAGAUUCCAUUUUUAUCGAAGGUGCUUUGAUUAGACAAUAUUUUGUUUAUCGAAUAUUCCAUUUUCCAGUUGUAAUUUUGGUUGAUUUUAUGCUAAGGAAAAACAAUAGUGCCAAAGUAAAGUGGUGUUUGGUUUCUUUCUGAGUCAAGGUUUUUAAAAGUGAAGAUUAGCUUUUAUUAAAGCUCAUGCUUUAGCAUUGUUUUGUCUUUAUACUUGGGCAAUGUGGAAGCAAUGAUCUUUAACCACAUAAGGUUUUAUGUGUCAUUUAAAAGUAGGAAACAUGUUCAAGGUGGUGAUUGAUUGACCCCUUUUCCUAAUCUCCAAAUAACAAGCACUUCCCUUUAAGCAUUCAUGGAGUUGAAUGUUGAUUUUGGAAGCCCUCUUUUCUCUUUCAUAUAAUAUAAGCGCCCUUUUUCGAGAAUCAAUAACAGAGAAUUGGAUACAUGGUUGUUGUUGAUCAAUCGAAUUCGUAUUUGGUUGAUUUGAUCUAGUGCAAUAUCUCAUAUCACUUGAAGUAGGUGGUGUACUUGCAAGGUGUCUGUGUUUGUUUAGAAGAUUGAAUUUCUCAAGAACAUCAAGGUUCAAUAAAUUAUUGAUUCUUCUGUAUACCUCUAAAAACCACCAAUGGAAGUCCGUACAGAUCCAUCAACUCCCAACUCGUUAGCAGAGCCGCAGUCUUGGCCUUGGACGCCCAUUGAAUCCCAAUCAUCCAUCUGUGUCGACAGCUCGUAUACCUCAAAGGGUGCGGACAAUCAAGCAGUUGGCGCCAGCAGUGGCUCAUCACAUGACCAAUCCGACGAGGAGGACAUUGAAAUAGAAGCUGGUUCCUAUGAUCACAGCGCGAACCCCAUUGAUGUCAAACGCAUCAAAAGGAUGGUCUCCAACCGCGAGUCUGCGCGAAGAUCUAGACGAAGGAAGCAAGCACACUUAGCAGAUCUCGAACAACAGGUGGAACAGUUAAGAGGAGAGAGUGCAACUCUGUUCAAACAGCUUGCUGAUGCUAAUCAGCAAUUCAAAGAUUCCACGACAAACAACCGCGUGCUCAGAUCAGACGUUGAGGCCCUAAGAGCCAAGGUGAAGCUAGCCGAGGAUAUGGUGGCUCGCGGCUCAUUGACAUCGAGCCUGAGCCAUGUUCUCCAAAACUAUCUCAGCACGCCACAGGACUACAUCAACAGCAUUCCCGGACUGAUGGGGAGCCAUGCAGAUAAUGGCUCUCCGUAUUCUGGGGUUGAUCAGAAUCCGGAGAGCUUCAGCAGCAACGGGGUGGUGGGAGAACCGGAGAUGUGGACUUGGGAGGGUCAUCCCAUUUCCAAAUGAAGGUUUAGGGGCUUUUCCUUGUUUUAUCCAUUUUAUGUUUUUGGAUGUGUUGUGGUGGACUUUGUGGUUCUGAAUUCAGUAAUACCUCAAUUUGAUUAA
Molecule: messenger RNA, 1484 nt
Organism: Salvia hispanica
Lineage: Eukaryota; Viridiplantae; Streptophyta; Magnoliopsida; Lamiales; Lamiaceae
Source: RefSeq, a predicted model, not a curated record